CAUAAAUCAGGAACGGCCCUCACUGCUUCUCUGGUUUCCAAAUUAUCUUCCAUCUUCUUCAGGCCAUGAUGUUCUUCUCACUUACAGCGCUUGCCAUUCUUCCUAGUCUGACUUAUUUCUUCACCAACCCCGAGCUUUGCUCGGGUUUGUGCAUCAUCAGUGACCCUGAACUUAUGCGUCGAGUGUCUGACGGAAAGUACUUCCGCUUCUCUACCGGUGGCGAAAUCACUUACGCCACCUCCGAUUCAUUGCAUGGUCCCUGGGAAGGUGUCGGUUCUGUUCUCCCUAGCGGAUCAAAGAUAAAGCUGGCUGGUAACACAGAUUUGCCCCCUGAUGUUCAUUACAUAGACGGAACCUACUACCUGUUCUAUGCGGUUUCUACCUUCGGCUCCCAGUCGUCCGCCAUCGGUCUCGCCACCUCUACCACCAUGGACCUCAACAGCUGGAACGAUCACGGGUCAAUUGGUGCCGACGGAACUUUUUACAUGAACUUCGGCUCUUUCUACAAUGACAUCUAUCAAGUCAAGAUGAAUUCUGCAGGCACCAAGACCGCCGGCAGCGCUGCUUACAACAUCGCCUUCAAUGUUACGAGCGACCACUCCGAGGAAGGGGCGUUCAUGUAUCAGUAUGGCAGCUAUUUCUAUCUCUUCUUCUCGUCAGGUGCAUGCUGUGGCUACGAUACCAAUCGCCCUGCUGCUGGUGAGGAGUACAAGAUUAUGGUUUGUCGCAGCACCACAGCUACUGGAGGAUUUGUCGAUAAAGAUGGCAAUGAUUGCCAGGCGAGUGGCGGCUCUCUCGUCUUGAAGAGCCAUGAUAAUAUUUAUGGACCUGGCGGUCAGGGUGUUUUCGAUGAUCCGGAGUACGGGACUAUCCUUUACUACCACUACAUCAACACUGAGGUCGGUUAUGCUGAUGGUGAUAAGCAAUUUGGUUGGAACGUCAUUAACUGGUCUGACGGGUGGCCUUCCGUGUAAGCUGCGGUUUUUGUGCGUCCUUGGAGUUUUGCCCGGGAACGAGAGGGCUAUUUGUAUAUAGUGGUGGUUGAGGUCACAGGGAAGCAAAACAAGUUCUUGGCAUAAUUGCGGUGCUUGAUAUGCUUUACACAACAACAAUCCGACGUCGAUAUCAACGUCGCGCUUCCCGGAUUUACUCCAGACCUUGCGAUCGC
Molecule: messenger RNA, 1168 nt
Organism: Aspergillus welwitschiae
Lineage: Eukaryota; Fungi; Ascomycota; Eurotiomycetes; Eurotiales; Aspergillaceae
Product: arabinan endo-1,5-alpha-L-arabinosidase
Exons: 4
Coding region: 66-974 (302 amino acids)
Biological process (GO): carbohydrate metabolic process
Molecular function (GO): arabinan endo-1,5-alpha-L-arabinosidase activity
Source: RefSeq, a predicted model, not a curated record